CAGAUGGCAAGGAACUGGUCAUGUCCACGUGGGACAGCAGGAGGCAGCUCGAGUCCUGUUCUUUGGAGUCUGCUGAAUUGCAGGUGCAGUCAUUUCUGUCCCAGUGCCUGAGAGACAGACAGCAUGUAUUCUAUUUAAAAUAAAAUGUCAUCUAUAAAUCCUAAUCACCUCAUAGGGGCUUGUUUUCAUCCUCUAGAGAAAUACACUUCUCUCCCAGGGUUAAACACUCUCCCUCUCCUGGGAUACAAAAUGUAAAUGGCUGCCCUAACCAUCCUUCUACAGAAUCUACACUAUAAAGUUACAUUCAAAGAUCAAACAGUAUGAUUGAAUUCUUACAGACAGGUAAAGGGUGAGAGGGGAGAGGAUCUAAACACAUUUAUUCCACUACAGAGAUUUGGGCAGGAUGAAAUGUAAGCAUUUUUAGAGAUUGUUGGUGUACAUACUAUGUGUGUCCCUUAUACCAACAUAAUUUUAAAAAUUGUGGUGGCAUUUUUAGGAAGUUACUCUCCCACAAAGUGCAAUCUGAUUCCUUACAAAUGAUACUAAUGAGUAAAGCCGGUGUACAGAGCAAAAAAAUAUUUCAUGUCUGCUUCUAUGCUAAUAUGACACUGUCUGAAAUAUAGUAGGAUAAGAUACACAAUAUAUAAUUAAUAAAACUUCCUACCCCGCCCCCCCACCCCCCUAAUUUCUGUAAAAGAACUAGUAAAUGACAAUUUUAACUUUGUACAUAAUUUACAUAUUAUAGAUAUUAUUGAACAUCAGUUCAUGCACGAAAACAUUGUUAUAUUUAUUCUCUAACCAUGCAGCCCAUGUUUAAAAAAGAAAACAAAAAAAGUUGUGCUAAUUUUCUACAUGAAAAGUACUUGAUAGUGAAGGGGUUAAACAAUUUUAUUAGUAGCAGCAUUUAGUAGAAUGUUUCAAGUAGAUUUGAUAAUAACUGAUAAAGUUGUACAGAUUCAAAUGUGGCAUUUAAAGUUCAUCUUACAGAGUAAAUGUCAGCCCUCUGGCUGUCUCCUCUCCUACCAGAUUGUGAAUGAAAAAAAUCUCAACAUUCAGCAAUACUUGAUCCUUUUCACAGGACAUGCAGGGGGAGGGGUCUGGGUGCUUGACACACUCAUUGAAGCAACACUAACAGAGAAUGUAUUUGUGCAUGGUGGGUUAGACUCAUUAUAUGUCAAUUGCAAGUCCCUCCUAUAUAUAAUACGAUUUAGCUAUCAGAAACCCCCUUACAAAGGGAGCUCACUCACUCCAUGUGUGAGGCUGCUGUCUCCUGGCUGUGGUGCUGAAGUGAGUGUUGAAGGCAUGUGGAAUAUCCCAGGCUUGCUACUUUCCUGUGUGAUCUGGACUGUGCUGGGGUUCCCCAAUGAGUGGACCAGCCUGCGUGUGCAUGGAUGUGCCCAGGUGUCUAUUCUGGGAGCGAACCUUCUGUAUCAAGUGUCAGAUGGCAAGGAACUGGUCAUGUCCACGUGGGACAGUAGGAGGCAGCUCGAGUCCUGUUCUUUGGAGUCUGCUGAAUUGCAGGUGCAGUCAUUUCUGUCCCAGUGCCUGAGAGACAGACAGCAUGCUGGGGGGGACUCAGUCCAUGGGGAGUUUGCUAAAGCCAAGCUGGCCUGCCAAAUCUUUAAGCUGGCAGACUCACCCUGGGCCAGGGAGGACAACAGACAACAGCAUCUACACAGAGUCAAGAGGGGCUUCACCUACCCAGGGACCCUGUGGUGUGGAUCUGGCAACAUCGCUGAAUCCUAUGAUGAUCUAGGUAGGUAGUUUCAGAAGUCUAUUCAUCAUAUCCGUGAUUUUCAUAUGUUGAAAAAAUACACUCUUUUUGCCAUUUGCUGACCCUCUGUGUGUCUCUUUGUGUUUUCCUCUAAGUUCAUUCAUUUAAAAAGUGUUACUAGGAGUCAGUAAUGCAGUUUAACUAUAUCAAUGGCUAAAGUGCUCUUGCCUUUAGUCAUCAUUGUGUAGUCUGGUGAGGUGACUCACUGUGAGUGUGUAUAAUAUGAAAGGUGUGUUCUAUCCUGAGGAAUUUGUCUGUGUCAUUCAAACAGUGGGUAUUGCCAAAGAUACAUUUUGCAACAUGUGUUUAAUGUUCCUGAGAAGUGCCAAUGUUAAGUAAUCAUUGCAAAACGUUGCAUCCAAAAGGACAGCUGGGAAACUGCAUGUAAGUGUGUAUAGGAAAAUUUCUGGAAAAAGAAAGAAAUAUAUGUGUAUUCAGUUAUGUACAGAAUUGUGUAUACUUCAUGGAUAGUAAUAUAGAUAUAAACCACUUUAAUGCAUCUAUCUGUAUUAGGUACAUCUGUCUACACUUUCUGCUGGCCAUUUCAUCCUCCUUUGGGUCCAUUUCUGUUUCCUCUCCCCUCCCUCCCAUCUGUCUCUGUACUCAUUUGGCCCCCAACACCCUCUACCUCUGGCCCCUCUUCAUCCAUUUUUGCUUGGCUUGCUACCUUCAGGAACUUGUGCCCUUUCUCUCCCUCUGCCCAUAUUUCCGCUCUCUUUGUGGUCAGACUUGGUCUGGUACCUUGCCCAGCUCUCAUUGGGUCAGUGUCACCAUUCUCCCGCUUCAUAUGUGCCAAAUGUAGUCCCUUCAGUUGUCUUAGACACACAUUUUGUUCUCAUUUUACAGCCUUCUAUUGCCUAAUUUAAAUAUUGCAAGUGUUGCCAUUGUGUUGGUUGCCAUAACAACAUGUGAUAUUUGGGAAGGUUUCUGUUGCCAUGACAGUGUCUGGGCAGACAACUUUGUGUGUUUAGCUAGACAACUAGAUAGACAGACUGACAGAUAUUAUUAGGGGUGAGUGCUUUAAAAUAACACGCCACACUGGGAAGAAAAAUAAACAAAACAAUAAAUCACAGUUUAGUAAAUAUAGCCGCAAUAAAUGCAUGCAUGUAUUUUUUCAUAAAUGUAUUCAUUGGGAGUAUAUCUUAAAAUAGCUUGCAAAGGCUGUAGUUCUUAUGAACCUUUAGGUAUGGUUUGUACCUAACUCUUUUUUUAUACUAAACUCUCAUGAUUCUCAGCCUACAUGUGACUAACCUAACCUCCAUGGAGCACAGCUCCUCACACUGCCAUACUUCCUAUUACAAAUACAUUGAAAAUAAUACAAUCUAAAAAUAUAUAUUUGAAGUUCCAAAAUGUGCUCCAGACCCCAGACUGUGCAGCUUGUGUUUUCAACAAACCAGGAAGUAAAGCAGCCAUGGUUGAUGCUGUCUUUUUUUCUAUAGCACUGCUGUGCUUAUCCUAUCAGGAAUGCUGUAUGAGCACUGCAAGUAGAGAUGUAGUUCAGUUAUUCAAUUCAUUCUGUAGGCAGAUCCAACAGAUGGACUCCAAUACAGCAGUAUUUUUAGAGCAAAAAGGGUAUCACUGAAGGUUGACUGCUACCUGUGACCUUUCCACCUCUUGCUUCAUCAGAGAAUGUCACCAAUAGUCUAUUAACAUAACCUCCAGUGCUCGAAUCAUGUUCUGGCUGCAAACGUAGAUAGAAUAAGCUGUGAUCUAACUAAUGAACAGACCAGAGGCUGCGGUAGAGUUACAUCUCUCUCCGAUAAGCCUCUGUGGGCUGAUGGGUAACCCUGUACGCAUGGCAAAUCUUGCAAAAUGAAAUAAAAAUUAGUAUCUGUACCAAGACAACCAUAUACAUAUUUGCUUAAUUAAUUAUAGGCGGAUUUGGUUGUUAUUCAGAGUACCUAAUUCUCAUUCAAAUGAGCUUAAGAUAAAUCUCCAACCCCCUGUACUAUGUGGAAAUAAAUAGAAUUAGUCACACGUCAGGGGGUCUUCUCAAAACACCCAUGGUUUGAUAUAUUAUUGAGGGUUGGACAUUUGGAAUAUGUAAAUAGCUGCAUAUUUUUGCAUAUCUUUGCCAAAUUGACUAAUAAUGCAAGGGUUAUACACAAAUGAAUAUAAAAAGUUAAAAAUGAAAAAAUAAACUCCAACAUAAUAGCUGGUAAUAAGUGGUAAAAAAAAACCUGUCCAACCUUAUUGAAAAACAAAUAGAGGAGGAUAGUAAUCCCAUAUACAACUUUUAAUUCAAUUAAGCAAAACCAUAUUAUCCAUCAAUAUCUGUAUUAGGAAGAGGUGUGUGUUCACUACAGUUCGUUACUGGUGCAAAUGAGCCAGACUAUAGCCAAAUCUACCAGUCUUCUGCAGCUAAUGAAACACAAAAUCUAACUCAAUUUAUAGACAUAGUAGCACCACAUGGUUUUACGUUAUGGAAACAUUGUAGCAACUGUCACAGGGUAAAAGGUGAAAAUUGUCAGGAAUGUUGCUGAGAUGAUAACAGAGAAAGAGAGAAAUCCUUCAACAUGUCUUCGAGGGUACCGCGACAAAAUUACAUUAUUCAGCAUCUCUAAUCCCCAAAAAAUCAUAAAGCAAAGAAAGUAUAUCACAACUGUAACAGUACAUAGUGAAAAAAGUAGGAACACUAUAAGGUCAUGAACACAAACAUGUAUGCCUGACCCUGUAAUGUUAAAAAACACUACUUAGCCUCCCUGCCCCCUACCCCCCUUAACCUCCUUAAUAUAGUAACACCUUACCUUUAUUUCAGUCUGCUGCUGCUGCUGCUGGCUCUGCCUCUGACCUGCCUCCUUGGCUGACAUUAUUACAAGUGAUGAUCUCAGCCAAUCGCAAUGCUUUGGAUUGGCUGAGAUUGUAAAUUCUGAUGAUCUCAGCCAAACAGAUGGGCCAGAGGGUGGAGCCAAAAGCCACCCUGGCCAAUCAGUAUCUACUCAUAUACAUGCAUUAAAUCAAUCAUGCAUUGAAUCUCUAUGUGGAACGUUCAGCUUCUCCAUGUAGGGGCAGAGACACUGAAUGUCAGUGCUGCACACUGUGCAGCACUGUCCCAGGAAGCACCUCUAGUAACCAUCUGAGGAGUAGUCAGUGGAGGUAUCCCUAGGGGCUGAAAAGACAGUGUUUAAAGCAAAAAGCCUGGGCCUACCGACCCCCUGCAGAGUGAAGGACGUCUAUGACCAAGGCACAAUCACGCCCCUGACCACUCUGGUCCCGAAUACCCCACACAAUAUGCUCCUACGCUUUAGAUAUCACCAACUGACAAGGUUUCUGAGAAGCAUACCGACCCUAAAUUCGGCAACGCGAACACUCUCUGUAUUCGAGACCAUAUGCAUGAACCCCCCCCUCCACACGCGAUAUCGCUACUAUAUCGCAUGCAAACCACCACCACCACUAACGCACCCCUCCCUUACUUCACAAAAUACUGGGAAAGGGAUCUAGGACACUCAAUUUCAACGGAACAAUGGACAACGGUAUUUACACUCACACAUAAAGCCUCCGUCUCCACCAAAUUCCAAGAAACAGGAUAUAAAAUGCUCUCCCACUGGUACAGGACACCGGAAAAACUUAGCAUGAUGAAAACCACAAAUGACCCGGAAUGCUGGAGAUGCGGGAAAGAACUGGGAUCCCUCUUCCACAUAUGGUGGUCCUGCCCCCUUAUCCAGCCCUUUUGGGCAGAGAUCCACAAGAUACUCACAACCAUAACAGAAGCAAACCUACCCCUCUCACCAGACACAUACCUGCUCCAACUUACACAGACCCCAAUCAACAAAUUUAAAAAAACAGCACUCCCACACCUAAUAAACGCAGCCCGCAGCCUCAUCCCGAGACACUGGAAACAACACAUGGCCCCGACUAUCAGAGAAUGGAUAACGAGAGUGGAAGACAUCAGACGCAUCGAGGAACUCAUCCACUCCGCAACGGGACGCAUACAACGUUACCAUGAUGCAUGGUACCACUGGCUCCAAUGGCUCGCCUCCACCGCACCAAUUACGGGGACCACACAACACCUGACAGCAGAGGCAGAUGGGACGGUCCAGACGGAACAGACGGACGACAAUACGGAAGCUGAACCACCGACCCAACCAAACCAAGACGACCACUCAGAGCCGGAGAUGCCCCUUGCCCCGGAGGCGGGGGGGGUUGAGGUGGGGACCCGGGACCUGACACCCCACCCCCUACCCUCCCGCACCUUACCCUCACCCGCAAUGCCCUCACCCCAUUAACCUACACUCCCAUCCCACCCGCCCCCCACAACACACGUUAAAAUACAUGACCAACUGCCGACAGGCUGCCUUGAGAAUGCCACCUACACUCGCAGAAACGCCACCUCCCUUACAGGACAGACCAUACACCACAGCACCCACAAAGACCCACCAUGACCAACACAUAUCGGACAAGGGAUGAACCAACCCAACAAGACUGUCCAAACGCCCAAUACCCAAGUGCACUACACCACGAUACCAGAACCCACCUAACCCUCACAACCCGGGACAGCACCCGCUCGACCAAUACACCCCCGACACUAAUAGGAUCCCCAAACAGACACAGAAGGACACCAACACAGAAGGGACACCCCAACAAGACUACACCCCGACGCAUGACACACACACAGCCACCGCCCACACACAUCAAAGAACAGCGACUAGCGCAAAGGGGACACCCACAACAAACGCGCACACAGGACAAAAACUACCUGACGGACCCUUGACCCCCAAACGCCCCACUACUCGACAACCACUCCCUACCCCCCACCCCAACGGAUCAGUAGAGACGCUCUCAGGAAGCAGGGCUAGACAAGGUCACAGCAGGAGCACUAAAGUUUCUGCCUUAUCGCAGUUUAUCUGCUUCCCAACACAAACAUACCAAUUAAUAAAAUGACUGAAUCUGAGUGUUCUCUAUAGCUUUCAUGUCUAAAACUUGUGAGAAUGGUGAAAAUAUUCUCUUUCUAUUUUUCUAAGACUAGUUCCUUCUUGAAAACUGUCAAUGCUGAAAGAUGUUGCAAUGUAGGAAUGGAAUCAGAUGCUCGCUAUUGCUUUGUAAAAUUGCUCUCUUCACAUAAAUACUAACGAUACCUUUAUACCAAAUGAACAAUAACUGACAUGUACACUAUUUUUGCCACCUUCUGUAUUGAUGCAUAUAACUUUGUAUUGCCAAUUGUUAUGAUGUCAAUAAAAGCAAAUUGAAUGAAAAAAAAAAAAAGCAAAAAGCCUGCAGGGACUGACUAUACUCACCAGAACUAAUACAAUAUGCUGUAGUUGUUUUGGUUACAAUAGUGUUCUUAUAAGCACAUGUAUAACCAGGGCCGGACUGGCCCACCGGGAUACAGGGAAAUUUCCUGGUGGGCCGCGGCACCUGGGGGCCUGGAGAGAGAGAGGGAGCCCUGAUCUCUAUAUUUUAAUAAUAUUGCGGCCGCCGGCCGCAUGACAGAGGGGUAAUAGAGAGACAUAGGGGAUGGGGGGACAAAGAGAGUGGUAAUAGAGAGACACAGGAGAAGGGGGAACACAGAGACAGAUGGGGUAAUAGAGAGACACCAGGGAAGGGGGGACAGAGAGACAGAGGGGUAAGAGAGAGACACAGGGAGGAGAUGGGGAAGAGAGACACACAGAAGGUUUGUUUGGGGGACAAAGAGACACAGUAGGGAAGGGGAACAAAGUGACACAAGAUUUGUGGGAGGCAACGCUGGGCUGGGGAAAAAGAGACAGAGAGUGGCUGGGAGAAGAGAAAGAGGCACACAGAGUCUGGAGUUAGAAAGAGACACAGAUGAGAUUUGGAAGGGGAGAAAGAGACAAAGUGCCUGGGGCUAAGAACAACACAAAAGGGGCUGGGGGAAAGAGAAAUACAGAGGCUGGAGAAGGGUAAAAAGAAACACACAGGGACUGGGAUGAAGUAAAAGAUGCACAAGGGUUGCUGUAAGAGGAAAAAAGGAGACAAUUGGAGACAAGAUACACUAAACGAGGUAAUAGACGUAAAUUGAUGUGAUCCUGACAUAUAUAUAUAUAUGCAUGUAUAUUGAUGUGUGUAUUAGUAACAUAUAAUUAUGCCUAUAAUAUUUACACAUAUAGUAAUAGACAUUUAUAUAUGCAUAAUGCACACAUAAAUGUAAUUAAUAUAUAUAUGUAAUGUAAUAUGUAAUGAGCACGUAUUGGCCCAGUCUUGUUGCUAGUUGCAUACUCAUGCAUAAUAACAUAUUCAAAGUGAAGAGCGCACCCAUAGAACUUCAAAAUAAACAAGAUCACUUCAUUUUUUUUUUUAAUUGUGCAACUGCAGACAUUCAGCAUUUCAGUACAAUUACUAAAAUGUCCUUAAUUGGCCAAAGUAGUCGUACUGAAACAUUGAUUAUAUGAAAAUGUACGUCUACUUAAAAUAAAGGCGCUCUUUUGUUUAUUUUUAAGCCCUAUAUGCGUUCUUUCGUUGGAGUAAGAGUUUUUAAUUCCAAGUUAUUUUUCACCCUCUAUAUCAGCACACUAUGCUGGCGCGACGCAUUAUUGGGCUGGUAUAGAAUUUUUUCCAGGGCUGCUUUUAGUUCCCAGUCUGGCCCUAUUUAUAACGGUACUGCUAGUGGUUAAGUAACCAACCGGUAAAAAGUAGUAGAGCCAGUCUAAAAGUCACCUCCUUGAUAAGCUGGCUGACCAGUGAAAAAAUUGUUGGAAUUCCGACUCCUCAAUUUUACUUGGGAAUGAUUUUUCUCAGCAACUUUCUUAAAAAUUUCAACUUACGCUGUAACAAGCACUACAAUACUUCUCUAUUUUUAGAACGAUGUAGUGGUGACUGUCACGAACGCACCCUACUCCAAGAGUGCACGUGAUGUAGUUGUGGUGGUGAAAGGGUUAAAGUUCACUAUUUGUCUGCACUAGGCCAGAAACAAUGACAAAAUGCCUCUUUUAACACCACCCACACUUAAACAUAAUAAUAUAACUAUUACUAUUUUAACGCUUCCACCAGCAAGACAGUUUAUAAAUGGGGUGCCUUGGUCCCCCAGGUAAAUAAAUAAUAAAACCCACCAAAUAUUACUUAAUACAAUACUUAAGGAAUUGCAAAAAUACUAACUGGUCUCUUCAGGUAACGUGAUUCUUAACCAGACAAAGGCAGAACUUAAAGGACCACUCUAGGCACCCAGACCACUUCAGCUUAAUGAAGUGGUCUGGGUGCCAGGUCCUUCUAGGGUUAACCCAUUUGUUUAUAAACAUAGCAGUUUCAGAGAAACUGCUAUGUUUAUCAAUGGGUUAAGCUUUCCUCCAAAUCCUCUAGUGGCUGUCUCAUUGACAGACGCUAGAGGCGCUUGCGUGCUUCACACUGUGAAAAUCACAGUGAGAGCACGCAAGCGUCUAUAGGAAAGCAUUAUGAAUGCUUUCCUAUGCGACCGGCUGAAUGCGCGCGCAGCUCUUGCCGCGCGUGCACAUUCAGCCGACAGGGCGGAUCGGAGGAGGGGAGGAGGCAGAGAGCUCCCCGCCCAGCGCUGGAAAAGGGUAAGUUUUUACCCCUUUCCCCCUUCCAGAGCUGGGCGGGAGGGGGACCCUGAGGGUGGGGGCACCCUCAGGGCACUAUAGUGCCAGGAAAACUAGUAUGUUUUCCUGGCACUAUAGUGGUCCUUUAAUAAAUUAAUGUUUAUUAUGAGCACAAAAUAGUCACAGUGCAUAUAACAAUAUAUGAUAAACAAAUUAUUUAGAAAUUUUGCACGCCCCGCCCACGAUCCAAUAGGACGGACAUCCCAAUUCCUGCCACACGGUUUAAGUUGUGCAACUCAUGUUUAGGCUUAAUUAAGAGAUUGGGCUUGUCCCAUUUCAAAUAUAAUAAAAAUGAGGCUUAAUUAUUAAACUGUGGGCAAGUAUUAAUGUUUCUCUUGGAUAAAAUACUGGAACACAAGGAUCUUCAUGAAACUAAUCCCAUUACCAUAUCAAAUGAUUGAACUAUCCUUUACAAGGUAAAUGCCAAAUGGAUGAAGAGUCAUUCAGACUUUUCCCAAGUGUAGAACCUCACACCUUGCAGAGCCUUGAUUACUUCACAUCCAUAUAGUGAAAUCCUUUUCACAUUGCUAUGCCAUUCACACUACCCCUUCUGUCAUCUGACCUCUGUGGGGGUCCCAGCUUCAAAAGAUGUAACCCCUUUUGACCUCAACAAUACCAUCUCUGUAAUUUGUGCCAAUUACUACACAAAUUACAUUAAAGGAUAAUAUUCCAUAGUGUAAUAAUAAAUUAUACACCCUUGCCGUGACAGUGACACUAUGCAUAUACAGUGAGUCAAAUUUUGUAGUGAACAUAUUAUUAUACAGAUGUUGAUAGAUAGUAUAUGGAUUUCAUUAAUUGAAUUAAAAGUUAAAUAUUAUAUGGGAUUACUAGCCUCCUCUGAUAAAUUCCUGUAGAGGUUACUCCCCAUUCUGGAGCAUCUCUUAUUUUUAUCACAUUAUCUCCAUUUUUUGUAUCAUUCCAAAAACCUUAACUACGCAUUCUCCAAGGAACUCUGAAAUAUAUCUACAUCAAAAUCUUACUAACCAUUCCGGUAAAAAAGAAAUUUGCAUAGAGAGUCAAAAGCCAGGAAACAGCGACAAACUAUAUUAGAUUAAUUUGAUUAUUUGAUAUUUAGCAUCUAUGGUAUUUGGGUAGCUCUUUGUUCUGGAUACUUUGAGGUAUAAAUACUGGAAAUGGUGUGACAGACAAGAGAGGAGGCAUUCCUGUGACUCUAACCCCAUGACUAAAGAGAUGUUGGGGGCAAGCAUGACUGAAAAAAAGAUCAGCUCCACUCAGGGUAGCCCACAGUUAAACAUUGACCCUCUCUCGUAUGGGCUUAAUGUCAUGUUGUACAACGGGAUAGACUUAUGAUGUGCUCACAUUACCUGGGUGAAAAUUCAAAGUGAAUUUCAAAUUUGCGGCCAGAGUAGCCAAACUGAAAGCACAGCCGGCAAAACUUAAUUUUUCCAUUUUGAAUAUUUUUACCUUAAAUUUGAAAUUCUCACAUUAGUGAAUAACCCCCUGUGGUUUUGUGACAUUGUCUCUGGUUUCCCUAGAAAGAAAGAACUUACACCAGUCAACUCAAACUCUCACGAUUCUCUGGCCAUCUAUUGCAUUCAAAGAAUUCUGGGAGUUCUAGGCCAAGUGUUUGAGAACCCUUGUUUGGAAGCACUGUGGAAGUUCUGUAUUGGUGAUAACUGCAAGCAUUCCUGAUCACUAGUGAUUAUGGGUCAAAAAUUCCCUCGUCAUCUAUUCAUUUAUUCAGGAAACGAUCCGCCAUGGAUGAAGCAGGAUUACUAUUAGUUAUUUAGGAACUUAUUGUUGCAUAGGACUAGAGGAUGAUAUCUCAGCAGUGAGCUACAUAUUGGGUGCAUGGAUGUGUAAUUUGGAAGUGACAUCACCCAUAGCAGCACACUAAUAUGUCUGCCAGGUACUGUUAAAGUUAUACCGCAAGAUAAACCAGCUGCUUCAAUGUACCUAACGCUCCAGGCACCAUAACAACUACAUCUAAGUUGACGCUCUCAGCCAAUCAAUGACUCCCCAUUCACAAAACUGGCUUUGAAAAGGUAUGUUUUUUUCCAAGCCAGUUUUGUGAAUGCGGCUCUCAGCUAAUCAGCGGCACCCCUGCCUGUCAGCACUCUGCUUUUCCUGAAACGGUUUAACCCCUUGAGGUAAGAGUGCUCCCUGGGGUCUCCUGGCACCAGAAGGCACCAUAACCACUUUAUUUAGAUGAAGUUGUUAUGGUGCCUAAACUGCCCCUUUAACAAAAAUUCCUGGCAUUCUGUACGUUUCAAUAGACAUACACUUCACAACUUUGUACUGCAAUACCCAUCAUCCUCAGAAAGCCAUGUCAUGAUGUCAUGAGAUGGACAAUUAUCCGCAAGACGGAGAGAAAGUCAAAGCCUGUGAGGCAGAGAGAGAUUUUUACCCUAGAGACACCUAAGUUAACUUGUCUUAAUCUGUUUUGCUUUAUCUAGUGUCUUGAAAGGGUUUGGAGUCCCCACACACCUCUAUCGGGGGAGGCACCUUUGGAGCGCAUAACCUACUAAACACUUAUGUUAACAGCUGUAUCCCAUUUUCUGUGUAUAUAUACCACUUUAGGAAAACCUCUUGCAUUUGGCAAAAUAAUAACAAAUUGUAAUUAACGCUAGCUCCUACAUAACGACAAAACAAUAGAAAACUGUAGUGAUUAUGGUGCCAUGAAUCUCCUGACACCAUCUCACUGUUAAAGGGUUGUUCCAACCAAAUAAUAAAAAAAGCCAACUAAUAAAACACAGUUUUAUCGGGUAAAAGCAAUCCUUUACAAAUUGCAAAUUACAAAUUGAAGAAAAUACUUACCUUGAAACCAGUACUGAGGCCAAGUUCUCCCCGCAGCUUAAUCCUCGCUCUGUGACAUAACUCCCUCUCAAUCUAGGAGGAGGGAUAUCCCAACACAGGUCUGAGGGAGGACUUAGGCCCAGGGUUGUAUGGAGCAGGGUGCCAUGCUGCCAUUGAUGACGGACACCUUCUGUGCAUAGAUUUAGAUUAUAGAUUAGCCCAGUCUGCUAAUGACAGAGGGGAAGUUGCACCUCCAGCAGUCAAGUAUCUUCGUAUUCACAGUGCACAUACAGACUCCAAAAACUGUGACCUCCUUAAAUCACUAAAGUGGUCAUGAUACCUGGAGUAAUCCUUUACGAGUCAAACCGUCAUUAAAUGGUUUGAAGGUUCCCUGGGGUCCUGCUCCUCUUCACAGGUAUUGCUAGAGAACCCAGCUACUUCUGCACUACUGAUAUCAAUUCCAUCUAUCUUCAGAUGGAAUGUAUUGGCUGAGAGUGUCAAACUACUCUCCUAAGUUAAUGAACUGAUUUAGCAAGUACAGAAAAGGAUCUUCCACUUUAGCUACAUCUGUGAACAUAUACUGUCUCUCUCAUUAGGCAGUAUGUUAAGAGACUGUAAAUGGCAAAUAAUCCACAAAACAAAGUCAUUUAUUAGAGCCAUUCAUAGAACUAAGAAAAUGGACCUUAUUAUACACAGUAUGCACAAUAUGAUGAAUAAGACAGGAAGAUACUCUUUGACCAGUGGGUGUAGAGAGGAUAUUGGUGUGGGUAUCAUCCUUGAACCUUUCAAACAAAACAAUAAUAUGCAAUCACAGAGCUGUGCAGCUACGGCAACAUUGUAUGGUUUAAAAGACUCUAUUGUCUGUAAGUGGCAAUUUAUUCUAUGAUUCCAUUGUUUAAUUGAUUCUUCUAUUUCUGCAGGAGAACAUAAAGAGACUGACACAUGCUGCCGGACACAUGACCAGUGUGAACAUGUUAUCCACCCGUUCUCAUACAAUUAUGGUUACAGAAAUCUCCGCUGGCACACCAUCAGUCACUGCCAGUGUGACACCAAGUAAGUCCAAUGUGAUCAGGUUCAUGUUUUCUAAUAUCUGCAACCCAGAUAUCAUAAAUGAUACUAAACCUCUAAAUAAGACUUGUUCUUAUAUGGCAGAACCAGCUAUUAAAAUGUUGCACGGGCCAUGUAAAUUAGCCGGCCAUUUCUGCAAAUACAUGUGACAAUUUAUUGUCAGUAUUGUUUGUUUUUUAAAUUGUCCAUGUGCCUUCAGACAAAUCACGAUUCAGGAGAAACCGAACUUUGCUAAAACUAAAGAAAUAAUUGUAACGUGUUCUUGGAGGGGCCUGCUUGCCAGCCUCCUGCCUCAAAACUAUGGCCCCCUGCAAUAGAUCUGGCUAAAAUACUUCUAAAAGGCUCUGUUAGUGCAAUUGGGAUUAUAUGGUUCAGUUCCCGAACAGCCGCACGAACCAGAGACCACCCGGGAGCUUGUUAAGCCUAAUGGACAAUUUGUAACACUUCCCACCGCAGUGUUCUAAGGGUUCGUCUGGGUGGUCGUUGUUCGCAUGAACGACCACGAGGUGACGGCCAUCUUGUUCCUGCGAACGCAGGCAGCGAUGUUUGGUCGUUGAGUUCAUGGAACUGUUUACGGACAGUAAAACCGCAAGACUUCCAGGAUCGCCUGCGUUCAGUUUUACACAACUUCGAAGGGCACUGUUCGGUGGAAACGUUCCCACGAACAAGGUGAACCAGCUCCAAGGUAACAACAUUGACUAUGUUCGGUAGUUUGUUCAGUUUUUAAACUACCGAACUAGAUCGACUACAAGCACUGAUUCUCUGGUACUGUUUUGGGCAUGGGAACCGAUCUGGGUGAUUUUUGGAUAUGUUGGUCACCCAGAUCGGGGCUAUCAGGGGAUGUUGGGGUUUUGUGUGUUUAAAGGUAUUUUGGGGGUUUUGUAAAAAUGUAUGUUUUCUGUGCCUGGAGAUAAUUGAGUUUAAUAAAGUGCUUGACUCAAUAAUCUCACAGGCACAGAGGAAGGAUUACCUUGUUUUAUGUGUCCUGGACCUGAGAGCCAAUGUAAUUGUGUGUAUGUUUUUACUCUAGUCCACUCUCAGGUUCAGGGGGGAGUACCCCUUGCACGGGGACCUGCAUAUGAGGCCAGUUGUGGCUGCCAUUAAACAGUUCCUGCUUACCCUCAACAUAGAGUCUAAUUUCAUGUUUGUAGGGAACCGCUAUACCUGCUACAAUCACCAGCUCCUGUAAGAGCUACACUGCUAUAAUGCUAUACUCUCUUGGAGGAGAGGUCUUCUCACUGGGAGCUAGAUCCAGGAGUUUGGUCCAUGGUGAGAAGGGACGGCGAUACCCCAAGCUGCGGUGCCUAUGGUACUCGGCGACAGCUAGGAAGCAGCUAUUGGUGGAGGCACCCAGUCGGGGUGCCAGGCGGUCCGCCACAGGCAUAUUGCAUGGAUGGGACACAUUUACUUUAAUUUUCCAACCAUUCAUUCCAACAAUAGCUUUUAGAAAAUCACUGAAGUUCUUGUUUAAAUAACCCAACCCACACCAGGUUUAUGGCCAUUUCUGAAUCUACCCAGGUAAUGAUAAUCGCGUUAUGCUCUAAUAUUUAUCAAUUUGCCGGGAAGGGGACAGAAUUAAGAUGAACAAACAGCAAAUAAUGUAAAAGUGCCAAAAAUGCAACCACAAUACCAUGUGCUCAAAUAGAUGCUAGACAAGAAUCAAACCAAAAUACAAAUAUGUGGAUGCCAUUCUAUAUUUGCAUUUAGACAGAAUUAGUGUAACUUGCAGAUGAUAUUCUGUUGGGGGAGAAACAUAAACUAUAGCAGCUAAAUAGAUAAAUGAAAAGUACCAAUUGCUAGGAGCACUAUAAUUAAGAUUUCAUGACUUUUCUCAUGGUACUUUUCCUUAUCGAUACACAUUACAAUCAGCGAGACAUGGAUGGGUUUUACUGUGUCUCUGGAAUGAAAUCCUUUUUCUCACAUCUGCUAAAACCCCCUGAAAUAUUGAAAGAAAAUGAACCAGUUAAUUGGAAUUUAAAAAGUGCCUCUGCACUUAGACAAAACUCUUGGAAACUCCCUUUGAUAAAUGUGAUAAUUGUCUAUUAAACGUAAUUCUUAUUUUGUAAUAUUCCUGUUAUAUGGAGGGCACAAACCAGUAAACGUAACUACCAGACUUUGAGAAAUAGGUUUGGGGGAUUUUGCUGUUUCUAUAUAUGUAACCCCUCUCAAUUAAAAUACUUAUGCGUUUGCGCCAUUGAGGAGUGAACCGCGUUAGGCUAGGUUUGUGGGGGUUGCGCAUUGAAAUACUGUUAUGGACUAUUUUAGUGGAAAUAAUCAUAAUGAUAAUAAUAAUAAAAUAACUCAUACUGACUCAGUUGGAACUCAAUUGAGAUUUUUUUUCAUUGAAAUUCGAACGCAAUGCACAGUUAUGAGACAAAAUAGGGAAUACUUUGUCUUAUGGUAAAGCCUUAAGAUGACAAAAGUUGACAAAACGUGGAGCUCUGCCGUUAACUUUUGUAAAAUCUUAGCAGUCGUCACAAGCAGCAUAUCUAAGAAUCAUGCAUCGUCUCGCUCAUUGUUGACCUCGGUGUUGCACUGAUGGGGAUCCUAGCAAAUGGAGUGCAAGGAGCUAAAAAACGAUCCCCUGGACCAACAAGAUGGCAGCAGUCGCAAGCAACAUCUUCAGGUAAGUAUAACUAUCUUUCACUGCACCCCAUAGCCACCAGACCCAAAUUGGAGAUUUCACCUUCAGGGUUCUUUACAAAAUAUGGGAAGACCCCUGAAAAUGAAAGAUCUACUUUAACAUGGCUUGUAGAUGUGGCUUUAACUUAAUAUCCUUCUUGUGCAAACAGUAUAUUGGAUACGAUUUUACAAUUGUUUGGUUGAAACGGCAAACUCACAUGGGCAUAUACAACACGGCAAUAACAUUUUAAAUAUGUUUCACGUUUCUAUCCCCAUCCUGAUCAUUUUAUCACACAAAUUCUUUGCAUGGCAUCAGCUUGGCAAGCCACUCUAAUAAUUAUGCAAUAGAUACUAAAAUAAAUAUUUAAAAAAAACUUUGUAACCUUCAGAGAUAUCUGCCCGCCGCUUGGAAUGUUUAAACAGUGCUUAGCCUACUGUCACAUAGUGUAGUUAUGACUCCACAGAAUAUCUAAAUACACACAGCUUUGUAUUUAGUCUUUGUCUGUACAGACAUCCGGAUGCUUUAACAGCAGCUCCUGUUAAAAACACAAUUUUAAAGCUUAUUCACAAAAACCUGAAUUGUCAGGAAUUAAAUGUCAAUGGAUGAAUUGCGGCAGCAGGUGAAUUGGAAACAAAACUCGGUUAUUUUUCCAGUUUGACUGCUUUUAAAUUCACUUUAGUGUAGGUAUCUAGAUAUGGUGACUGUUGCCAGGAAAGAUCAACACAUAUUGACGAGUACAAUAAAAGGCACUGUGUAUAGCAGAGGCUGCCAACUCAGAAUACAGAACAUAUGUGCUUAUCCUUCUUUCCUGGCUAAUCAUGGCAGCAUUUAACAUAUGGGUUUAGCACCUCCCUCUAACCUUCAGGACAGGAAACACAAACAAUUAAACAAUUAAUCAUACCUUCCCCUGGUAUAAUAGGAACCCCAUCAGCCAUCACACCUCAGUCUUUUUUCCUGUCCUCAUAGCCCUAAGACAGUUGUUAAUUUGUUCUCUCCCUGAAUUUCUACGGUUAAAACUUUUUUUUAUGCUCACCUGAUCAUGCUGCUAUGAUCUUCACCCUAUGGAGGUCAACCUCCCUCCACAGGAAGCCCAGGCACAUGUAGCCCUUUCUCUGCAUGAGUGGGGAACCCUUGGGAGCCAUGGUGGGUAGUCCCCCUGGCAUCUGGAGCCUGUGUUCACCAGGAUAAAGAAUCCAGACCUUGAUCAGAUGAUCAUCCGUCUGGUAAGAUGCCCGCGCAUGUGCAAUGGCAACGGCCAUAUUUUCGGCAUAUUUGCCCUCAUCCAAGAUGGCGGAGCUGCGGACUUGCGGCUAAUCGGCGCAUGCAUGCCUCCUUAAAGGCAAAGAGCUGGAAAUUUGAAAAUGGCGUUUUUUCCAGAAAUUAUCUAGUGUUUUCAGUUCCUUUGGUCUUACACUGCUCUCUAAGUGCCUUAUUCAUUCUCUGCAGGUAUGUUUUAUGCUUUAAUUUACAUAAUAACACUGCUCUUUCAAUGAAAUGACCCUUUCAUCUGGUGUAUGUUUUUCCCCCCAUUCCUCUCAUUCAUGCUGUGCUGAGGAAGAUUUCCAGAGAACGUUGCAGAGUGAUUACUGUAAUCCCUUUCUGGCCGAGACGUCCUUGGUUUCCUCUUCUGAAGAGGUUGGCGAUAGAGGAACCUUGGGAAAUUUCGGUCACAGAAGAUCUCCUGACACAAGGCCCAGUGGUUCAUCCAGAACCUUACAAGCUCAGGCUUCAUGCAUGGCUUCUGAAAGGCAAUCCUUAAAGGAACAGGGUUUAUCGGACCAGGUGGUCUCUACCCUUUUAUGCUCCAGAAAGAGCUCCACUUCCUCUACCUACCACAGAAUUUGGGAAGCCUUUGCGAUAUGGUUAAAUUUAACCGUGCAGAACAUGAGUCCUCCUACGAUCUCUCAAGUCCUGGGUUUCCUACAAGCUGGCCUGGAGAAGGGUCUUAGUCUUAACACCCUUAAAGUGCACUGCUCAGCUAUCUCUGCUCUUUCUGGCAUUCGAUGGGCACUUCAUCCUAUGGUGGUUCGCUUUAUCAAGGCUGUUUUAUGUAUUAGACUUCCUAUUAGACAACUGGCGGCUCCUUGGAAUCUGCCUCUGGUGCUUCAGGCUCUCACAGAUCCUCACUUCAAACCUAUUGGCGAAAUUCAGAUGCACAUCCUUUCUCUGAAGUCCCUAUUAUUGCUGGCUCUAGUCUUUGCUAGAAGGAUGUCUGACAUCAGAGCUUUAUCAGCCGAGGAACCUUACACUUCCUUCUUCGAUGAUAGGGUCAUUCUCCGCCCGAGACCUGAAUUUCUUCCCAAGGUGGUUACACCUUCCCAUCUCCAACAGGAGAUUGUCGUGCCUACCUAUUUUCAGCAUCCUUCUACUCCUGAGGAGUUAAGGUGUAAAUUGCUGGAUCUUAGGAGAUGUUUGCUGAUGUAUAUAGAACACUCAGCUGCUUGGAGGAAAUCCUCUAAAUUAUUUAUUAUACCUUGGGGUUCUCGUAAAGGGGAAGCCGCUUCUGUCUCCACUCUUCGUUCCUGGACAGUAUCUGCGAUUUCCAAGGCUUAUAAAGCUAGGAAUGUUCCUGUUCCCAAAGGCAUCAGAGCUCAUUCCACAAGAUCCAUUGCUACCUCAUGGGCUGCAGAGUCAGGUGUUCAUGCAGAGAGCAUAUGUAAGUCAUCCCUAAAGACCUUUGUGAAACACUACAAAGUGGAUGUGGCUUCUUGCUCGGGUUCGGAGUUUGGCCUGUCUGUCAUGAACUCAUUUAAUCAGAGCUGAUUUAUUUAUUGAACUAUUUUGUAGCAUGUAUUUACCUUCCUGCGUCAUUAUUGCUUGGGGAAUCCCAUAUGUUAAAUGCUGCCAUGAUUAUCCAGGAAUACGGAAAAUUUAUUCAUACUUACCGUAAUUUUCUUUUCCUGGCUAUUAUUCAUGGCAGCAUUUGGUUUUCCCACCCUCUUUUUGGAUAUUCGUCUUGUUACUUGACUGAGGUGUGAUGGCUGAUGGGUUCCUAUUAUACCAGGGGAAGGUAUGCUUAAUUGUUUAAUUGUUUGUGUUUCCUGUCCUGAGGGUUAGAGGGAGGAGCUAAACCCAUAUGUUAAAUGCUGCCAUGAAUAAUAGCCAGGAAAAGAAAAUUACGGUAAGUAUGAAUAAAUUUUACGUAUUAGUGUUACCUCCUAGCAGCAAACAAAAGGUUAACUAGAUAAAACAAAGUAUGAAACCAGUAAAUGAAUCAGUGAACAAGAUUCCUGACAUGCCCCUCCCGUAUUCUCCUCCUUGCUGCUGCCUCCCAGGUGAGUCUGUUUCAGUUUAGUUUCCUAAUUGCGCUUUCUUUUUCUUAAAUGUUGUUUCUCUUCUAGCUCAGUUUUUUUUUUUUUUACUUUUCCUAUUUCUCUGCCUGGUUUCAUCCUACUUGGCUCAUGUAUUUUUCUUGUUAUUUCCCUUCCAUUUUUCAGUAGCACUGGGUCUAAUAUUUUUUUAUUUUUAUUUUUUUUUUUGUCAAUCUGUAUUUUAUUGAGGCAUAUUAGAUGGGAUACAGAAUAGAGAGAGGGAAAUGUGCAUUUAGAAUACAGUACAGGGCUCAAUAACAGUGGUAUCUAACAUUUCCUUAAUAUUUGUACCUCUUUUUUAUGUUUUAUGGUUUAACGUUGCUAUUGUAAACAGGUUUAGGCAAUAUGCAAUUCAAGUCGCUUAACAUUAACUAGUUAAAAUAGGUUAAGUGAACAAGUUUUGUAUAGGGUGAUUGCGCAGGCUCAGUAGUUCCCUGUUGUGUAGAAUUAACUCAAAUAAUAAUAACACGCUAACAUAAUAAGCGAUUAACUGCUUGCAAAUACUAACAAACCUAUAUCCCCGGGCACCCCCCACUGCUAUCUGUCAUACGUGCGGUGGUAUAUGAGCAGACAGGCUAACGUCCCGGCUCCAGCAAAUACCUAGAACAUGGAUGCCCUGUGUGAGGUGAGACAAGGAGCUUGCUAGAUUUGUCAGGUUAUGAGAUGUGUCACAAAUAGAUAGGAACAACACAGGGGUUCCACUUAGUAUUAAAACAUUGUUAAUCUGGUUUAUGAUGUUACCACUGCUUGGGUGAACAAUUAUUCUAACAUGGUAGUAUCUUAGCUAGGCAUUAGGUUCUACUGCAUGUUUUAAUAUAUAUAUAUUGAUGUCGCUUUUAAAGUAUUUUCUCCAGUUUUGCUCAAUUGAGCAGGUGAGGUACACGUGUAGCUAUGACAAAACUGCAUAAAGCAGCAUAUGAUCUGCACUAGGGCUCAGGGUCAUUUAGUGUUAGGUAAACAGGCUAGGUAGGGAGACAGUUAGAGUGCCAUUGGUUACUAGGCUAGGAACAUGUAUAGACAUAUAUAGUGACAUGACAUCUAUAACCAUGGGUUAUUUCUGCAAGAGAUGUCCCUGUGGGGAAUUUGGGAAUAAUCAGGUUCCGUGUGUAUUGGUCCCCGGAUGGUAGUUAUGGGGGUUAUAGUCCCGGUAACAUAUAGAUAAACAAUAGUUUAAACAUAAGAUAAAGCAAACACUUUGCUCAAUGAAAAGUAUAUGUUGGUUCUGCAUAUUUUCAAAUGGUAGUUAUGUCGAGCUAGGUCAACUAUACAGGCUAGUGACUUCAGGCUAGAACGUGCCAGGCGGGUGUGCCUGGGAGUAAACCGGUUAUUUAAACAUUGAGUCUCGCAUGCAUUGAGACCGUUAUGCCACUGGGUCGUGGGCCUGGGCAUAGGGGACUGUGCAUCUGAGUAAGUCAAAAUUAUAAGCAACUAAACAAACAAAGCCUAGCUAGUUCCACCUCGUUGGGUAAGCUGUAAAUUAGCUUAGGUUACACUUAGGUGAGUAACUAAGGAGACAUACAGUUAUUAAUACUUUGCUAAGUCUUAUGCGGUGAGGCUUAGGCCUGAUGUGUCAGUUGCAAAGCUAGCACUAGUUUUGAUACCGGUUAUAACACUUGCAAUGAUUAGUAGGAGUCCCGGGUGAUGGGCAUUGCAGUUGUCCGCUUGAGAAAUCAGCCAACGCCACAGGGUGGGAUGGCGGUGCAAGAGUCAAGGGCCAGUUCAUCAGGCAUUGGGGGGAGGCCCCCUCUAACCUGCAUUCGGCUAGGAGGUUGUCCUGCUUUUCUUGCCUGCCCAUUCCGACCAGCCAGUCGCUUUAUCCUCCUUGUUGCGUUUCUUCUCCUAUCACUCCCGGGUGUUUUCGCAUAUCUUCGGCCCGAGGCCUUAGUGGGGGCCCUUACCACAUGUCCAUUGGCCCCAUCAACAGGGUCGUGGGCCCAGGGUUCCUCCGGGUCUCGGUUAUCUCCCUGGGUGUAUGGGUGGUGGUGGAGAGCUACCUCCCGGUGAGCUCCCGGCUCGGAAGAAGAGUGCGGUCGGGUACCGGGUGUGCGGAGUGUUCGCAGCACUCCGUGGUUACGGUUUGGGGCUAGGUGACCUCUCCUGUGGUGGCUUUUGUGCGGAUGACGUGUCCUCCUGCGGCGCCAUCUCGAGGCCCUGUGUGGGUUAGGAUCAGUUUGUUUGCGGCUGUGUUGCCUGUGUAUCUCGUUGUUCAGGCAUUGUAUUUGUUGAAUCUGCUUUGCCCUGAUCUCCAGUUUCGCCCAAAAGGCCUCAAAUAUAGCAUGUAGUCUGGCCGCGCAAUCCGGCGCUCCUGUAUGGCAUUCCGAUGUCUUGCACAGUGUGCGUACCGCCGCCAUUUUAGGUGUGCCAUGUGCUCGGUUGUCCUGGCGUUGCUGCUUGUUACUGCCCCUCCAGUUGCUUAAUGUGGACCGAGAUGACCCCCGUCGGUCCAUAGGGGGGGGGGUAGGAGGUGAGUGCCCAGAGGUAUCCACGUCCAGGUCAGUCAGCGCGGGGAGCGGCCGUCUCCCCGCAGCUCGAUCUCCGGCAGGCCUCGGGUUAUAUGGUCGGGUCCCCGGGGGGUUGCAUGCUUGGUUUUGGUAUCGGGUGAGUCCCCCGGGUGUCCCCGUCAUGAUAAAUGCUCUCCAGUGAGGGAUUGUGCCAGUUUUUGGGGGGAUUACCCCCGAAAAGUGCAGGAUUAGGCAGGAGCUGAGAUGCAGCACAACCUCUCAGUCUGGGUGCUAGGCUCCGCCGGGUCUAAUAUUUAUUUCCUCUCUCCUUUACACUCUGCCUGCGAUCAUCAUGGGUGGGGUGGUGCCCUCUCUUUCGGUUUCGGUUUCUCCUCAAAAAGACUACUACAGUCUUUGCUCCUCUAUUUCCCAUUACCCACAGAUCACCUUCACGCGUCAGCAAUUUUUUUUACCCAUUUACAGUGCUGCUGGACUCUCAUUCGGUUUGUUCCAUCAAGCACUCCUACAUGGAUUAUCUACUAGUGGAGUGGAGUGUGACCCACCUCGUAUUCUUUUGUGGCCCUGGGUCUGGCCUGGAGAACAAUGGUGGGGUGACCACCCAGAUUCCAGUUUGGUUUACCCUUUUUUUUAUGUAGGUUAUCCUGCAAAGGCUGAAGAGGGUGAAAUCACCAUCCAUGAAGGCAUGAAAUCCUUGCCUUAUACUGUAAUCUCCGAUUCAUUGCCCAAAGCUCUGGUGGAUUUCCCGAAUCUUCAAUCUUUCACAACUCCAUUUUCUGCUCCUCUAUCUUCCUGUAGACCACAGGAGUUGGAUUCAGAUGAAUCUUGGCACUCCAAAGCUGGACCUUCUCAGCAGAUGUGUCCCUGGAAGGGUGAAGGCUUUGUGACUUGUAAGGGUAAAGACCCCACCAAACUUCCUAAAUGGUCUUCUAAACCUGUCCUAUGUGAAUCCCUGGAACCCAAGACAUUACAAAAGGUAUGCUCAUGCAGGAUUAUGAUCUGCUAGACAUAUAAAGUGCCGGACAGUGUGAUGAAGCUUGAAUAUAAAGAGACAGACACUGAUUUUGUAUGAGAAACUGUGGUAGAUGAGCCCCCCCCCCCCCCUUUGAUCCAUCAGCUUCUUCCACCAAACCUCAGUCUGGCAGUGAGCCUAAUAUCCAAAUAUUGGAUGAGGACAUGGCCCAGGUAGAGGACUUGAACAGGGCUUUAAAUCAGUCCAGGAUCAGAUCUUUCUAGUAGUAGAUGACGUUCUAAAUAGUUGUUCUCCGUUAGCAACAAGCUGCAGUUUACACCUCACUUAAUAAAUAUCAGGUGUCCUUGAAAAAAGUGUUAAACACACCUUGUUUUUCAUCUGGGGCUGAUCGACAGAAAGGCUGAGUUGUCAGAUAAACCAGUAUCCCCAAUACAAGGCUUUGAGUCUAAGACAUGAUGUAGGCCAACACACCCUGGUUGCGGCAACUGCCCUUCUUUCCCAGGAGUGCCGUCUGCAGACAAAGAUCAUUCUCCUAUCAUUGCAGAUCUAAUGCGAGUGAGUUCAGUUUACCAUAUUCCUAUGACAAGUAAAUUUAUUUAUUUUUUAAAUCAGUGGGCUUGGACUCAACUUGCAUCGGACGCCUGGAUUCUUCAGACAUGUAGACAUGUGCAAUUCAUUUUGUUCUGAAUUGAACUUCGGAAGAUUCUACAAUUUAAAAGCAUCAGAAUUUCCACAGAAACUGAAAACAAGCGGGAUCAAUUCUUUUUACCACGGGUAGCAAAUUAGGGAGUUAUCAAGUGAAAGAACAAAAUUAAGAAAAAAGCUUUUCGUUAUUUUGAGCUUUCAGCUGUUUAGGAGAUAGCUCCCUAAUUUUCUAUCCUAACAUGACAAUUCCACAUUUAAGGAUAUCAAAUUAGGGAGCCAUCUACAAAACAAUAGAAGGAGCAAAAUUCUGAAAAGGACUUUUCUUAAUUUGAAUAUUUCACCUGCUUAGUAGAUAGUACCUUAAUUUGCUAUUCUUACAUGGGAUUGCUAUAUUUAAGGAUACAAAAGUCAGAGAGCUAUUUACUAGACAGCUGAAAGAUGAAAAUUAAGAAAAGUUAUUUUUGAAUGUAGAUCUUUCAGCAGAUAACUCCCUAAAUUGGUACUUUGAGAUUGCCACCUUCUUUCAUUCCCCAUAGGGAAUAAUGGGCAUCUGAUUUUGGAAAUUAGCUAAAUUUUCAGGCGAAAUAUGGUUAGUUCAAAUUGAUAUUUUCUGAAUUUUAUUCUUCUGCAAGAAUUACUUUGCGAGAGAGACUGUUCCCUCCUCUUCUGGGACGACAAACUUUGAAAAAUCACUUGCAUGUCAUUCGUCCUCAGCUUAGCAUAAUGAUGUUUCACAAAGCUCCAAUACCUGGUCAUGGCUUUCAUCCAAGAGAGAGAGAUUGGUUCCAUCAUCUAUCUUUUAUUAUUUACUCUUGGUUUUUUUCAAGAAUCAGACUCUCUUUGUCAUCCAACUCCUUCAAGAUUUGAGUCUGAACUCACUUCGGUUAAGUUCCUGGGUUUUUGAUUGACUCUGUCUGGUCAGUCUUCAAACUUCCUCCUUCAAAUAUUGCUACCUUCAAGAAAGAAAUCCUGAAAUUGCUGCAUUUGGAAUCUAUCUAUCUCCACGGUCUGGCCAGAAUUAUCUUUCUCCUCCUUCCAUACAGGCUAUAUUUCCAGGUCCCUUUCAUGACAGGGCUAAGCAAUGACUCAAAAGUCAUCUUUGCUGUAUGAUCAGAUGAUUCUCUUAACAGACUAAGUACAUUUUAUGCACGUUGGAUUUGCUGGCUCCUUUCCAUAGCUGGAUUUGAUCCUCCCUUUGGUCCCUAUUGUAUGCAAGGUGUGGCAGCUUCCUCAGCGUUUGAGGCUGGAGGUACUGUUUUUGAUGUUUUAUCUUCAACGUAUUGGGGACAGGAAUAUUCUGCACUUUCUACUUUCACCCUCAUUUGCACGCUUCUUUCCCUUUUUUACCUGAGCAUUAAAAUUGCAAAUAUGAAGCUCCUUGUCUUGUAUUAAAAUGAGAGAUUAUCUUGGUAUUUGUAGUCUAUAAUCUCUAGCUAUUAAUAAAGACAUGAGACAAUAUUUUUCACUCUUUCCCGUACCUUUUCUGAUUCUCCUCCCCCCGCCUAUUUUUUUAUAUUGUGUUACUUAUUACUCAUCAGAUAUUAUUGUUUUGAUAUUCUAGUUGAUGAGUGUUUGCUUAUUGCAUGGUUUUCUCUAAAGUCUAAAAUGAAUACUUUUUUCUCUCCUAGAGUGAAGCCGUUUUCACCUCACUGGUAUCAAGCCAGGAUUGUGCUUGUUUCUCUUCAUUUUGUUUGUUAUGUACUGUUUCUGAAAGUUCUAUGUUCAUCAUGUUUCACCAUCGUCAAAAAUAGAAGAUAUGGGAGGGGGAUGACAAGAGUUUUGUCCAUUGAUCUGUUUUCUGAUUGGUUACUUUGUUUUAGAACGUAUUUGCUGCUCUGACAUAACAGUAAAGAAGGAUAAGCAAGUAUUCACCCCCUGUCUUUACAAAAAUUAGACUAUACUAUCACCAAGGCCAAUAUAAUCUCUAAUGCCCAUUGUUUAGAGGAUAAUUAUUUGUUUUAAACUGAAUAUAUUCUGACAUUUCUGUGAUCUUAUAUUUCAGGCUUAUUAAAUAUAUUAAUGUUAUUGAAGAAUGCAAUAGUUUGCAGCACAAUAUCCACCAUUUGCUGACUUUUGUAUAACUGUCCAUUUGUGUAAUGUUUCCUCUGCUCUCCACUUCCUUUAGGUUUAAGGAGUGCCUUCGCCGGGUAAAUGACACAGCAUCUCGGGUAGUGGGACAGACAUUUUUUAAUGUGAUCCAAGUACCAUGCUUUGAGUUUACACAUAAGGAGCAGUGCUCGGACCGGACCUGGUAUGGCUGGUAAGUUCAAGUCUAGUAUGUGCACUAAUUUAUAUAUACAUCAGGUGAGAGUCCAGGCAUUCUAAUCAUUAAUAAACUACAUACAUAAUUCUCUUACAUGCUGUGUGCACAGUGCCUGCUGAUCAGAUUGUUAUAAUGGGCGAAAUAUCAGAUGUUUUGAACCUAGUAAAUCAGUAAUUUUUCAAUUAGCUAAUCCUUAUUAAGAUGACUAUGAAUUGUAAUAACUAAAUAGCUGUAUUUGUGUGGCAGUGUGAAUCUUUGUGUGUUGUGUUUAAGAGAGAGAGAGAGAGAGAGUGUGUGUGUGUGUGAGUGUGGUAUUGCAUGGUUGCAAAAGACCUGGGGGCUUCAGCCCAAUUGUAAAUUUUAUUAUCAAUCCCACAUAUAUUGACAUUUGCCCCCCAAAACUCCACUCUAUACCCUAAGUCCACCCCUAUUCCCUAACAUGUUCUGUGCAUCACAUUAUGACACCAAAUAUUUAAAAGAAUUCAGAGUAUUAUACUUGUACCCACUGCUUUAACACCCUGGAGCACAGCAAUACUCUCAAUUUGUGUUGCCUAGUAAACAAAUAGGAUGCAUUAAGCUGGCACUAUGAAAAAGUAUGUAAUUAGAGGUGUUAAUGCUUUCACAAUAUUACAGGGGACUUAGGGCUAACAAUUAAAGGGUGCCAAAAUCAGACAUUUCAGGACCCCGCUCAGGGAUUCAGUCUCAAACAACCCCUAUAACAAUGUCCCUGUCUGUCAGUGUGUAGCAGUGUGUGUUUGUGUGUGUGUUUCUUGGAACAUGUAUUAUAUGUGUCUGGGAGUAUGUAUGUCUAGGAAGAUGUGUGUGUUUGGCUGUAGGACAGCACAAUGCUAUUGUGAGAGGUCCCAUGAUUAUUUUUAUGAUUUCAUAGAUAAUCAGAAGAUUACCCUACUAAAUUGUGAUUGUUGUUUUGUUUUAAAGGUGUAAGACAUACAUCAAUGAAACAGUUGCUGUUUCUAAAGAGUCUGGGCUGUUUGACUACGGAGGACAACUUAUUGACCACGUUUACAAAGAGAAGAAUCCCACCACACCACCAUAUGAGGAGCCUUUAACAGAGAGACCCACUCUGGGAAAUGUCAUACAGGCCACAGAGGAUUUAUUGAAGCUCAUGAUGACAGUUACCCCAAGCACAACUUCCGAUCCUUCAACUGUUAAGACCAGCACCCAGAAAAAGAAAGAUAAGAAGAAAAAGGAAAGAAAACACAAAAAAGGGAAAGGCCUCAAGGGUAAAAGGGGGAAAGGUCUUAAAGGAAAAAAGAACAGCCAGUCCAUUAAUGGAAAUGUUACAUCUUCAACAAAGGUCAUGUGGGGUGAAAAUGACAUGAAGAAUGAAAUGAGAUUACAUGAGAAUCAGGCAUUGGACUCGGUAAUACUUGAUCUCGGAGGGAAACAAGAUCCAUUCAAUGAUGUCCUUAAUGAUGAACCCAGUAGACAAGAAGUAACUUCACCACGCACUUAUUUAUCUUUUCUUCAUGGUCAUAAAUCCAAAAACAUGACAACUACGCCUUCACAAGAACUCAAACCAUACACUGAGAUACCACAGAAGAAGAACUGUCGGGGAAGAAAAGGAAGACGACAAAGGAAAAAGAAAAACAAGGCAGAAGAAUCACCUGUUUCUGGAAAUAAACCUGUUUCAGGAAAUAAACACUAGGCAACAAUGUUUUGUUACUGAUGAAGUUGACAUUCAUUUACAGGUUUCUGUUACAUUAACCAGAUUGCUGCUACAUGAGCUUACAAAAUAAUCAGUAGCCAAAUGAUAUACCAUACAUCUCACAGGUCAUACAUCAUAAACUGCUGCUUUCAUUGACAGUAUUUAUAAAUGUAUUUCCUUGGAUAAGGACCUAGAUCUCCUUUCUAUAAUCCUUGUAUGAAUUGUCUUGAUAUUUAUUUUAGGUUCCAUAGUCGUUGUUUUUAUGUACUUGAAUUGAGCGCUACCAACGCUGCAGUCUGUGUGUAUAGUUUUCGCCAGCAAUUAAAGAGGCACUCCAGAUUGGAAACUAUCCCUUCCUUUCUAAUGCAUUGUAUAAAGAAUGCAGGAACAAUCAAUCCUAAAUAAUAAAAGAUACAUAAGCCCCAGAAAUUGCAUCUGCAUUCUUCAGCAUUGCCCACAUCAGGAAGUGGUUUAGCCAAUUAUGAGUCUUUAAUUUUGGACUUUGGAGUCUAUCAAUUAUGUUCAACUCAAAACUGCAAGUUUUAAAUUGCAUACAGGACACUAGUUUUUUUUUUUGUUUUAAUUUGCAGCGAUUACAUUUAUCAUAUAUCACUAGUGUACAUAUAACACUCAAUAUAAAUCUUUCAAAUUGUAUGUUUAUUUUCACACUGUGUAGGGAAAAGACCUACACACCAAGAUCUGCUCAGAAUAGGGUUUUCUGGGACUUGCCAUUUAAUUUUCAACUUUCGAAUAUUUAAAAUAUCCCUCCCAGCCGCUAAACUACAACUUCUGUAACACUGUGCUGUGCAUUAGAAGGAAGGGAAGCCGGGUAAAUGGUGAUAGACUCUCAACCUAUCACUGAGCCCCAAUUAAGAAAAAUAAUAUGUACUCUCGUACCUAUAACAAUUUAAACAAAGAUUUUGAUGUUUGAAAUGAAAUGGCCUGAUUGAUUUUAGAGGUCAUUGAAUUUGCAUAAUGCAGGAAAUCCUUUUUUUUCUCAAAAUCUAUACAUAAUUCAUAAUACAAAACACACAGGUAAUUAUUUAGGCCAAAAUCUAUAAAAUGCAUAAAUGUGUUGGCGCCUGGAGUGUCCCUAUAAUUUAGAUUUUUUUCUCUCUCAGUAUUUAAUUGAAAUGAUUCCUUUUCCACAGAGUAUAUGUUUUAAAGUCAUUCUCAAUCACCACCACAUAAGUUAGACUGUAAGAAAUGUUUGAAGGUAAACAUAAGAAUUGUGCAUACUCAGAGCGGGAGGUACCUGCACAUUUGGACAAGAGUUUAUUUAUUUUUUCUUUCUAUCUUAUUUUGCAAGAAAAAAAAUAAUUAAAAUAACCUAAAGAUCUGGAUAUCUUUUAAAUGGUUACUCCAACCACCAUGAUUACUUCAGUGAUUUGAAGUGGUCAUGGUGAUAGGAGACUGGAUGUGCGGUGUUUCUACUUGAAACACUGCACAUACAGAGAUAUUAGUAACUGAAUGCUGGGGGCUGUGUUCCGGGCUGGCAAAGUUUAUUCUGUGCAUAAAUUAGUCUGUUGUCAGUGCGCACGGUACAUGGCCAACAGACACGGAAAUCUAAAGACCAGCUCUCUUGCCUCCCUCCAUUGCUGGCUUUUUAUUCAUUUUUUUUAAACCUCCCUACCCCUGCCUCACUCUCUGUCUUGCGAGCACAGAGGGUGCGCAUGAAUUCUGAGCUGGCAAUUGGUCCAAUGACAAGUUUUCUUGACUGCAUAAAUCAUGUGCUGGUGCAACUAGCCCCCAGCUCAAAAGUGCAAAUAACUCUAAUUGUGCAGUGUUUGAAACAGAAACACUGAACAUCCCGGCUCCUACCACUAUAACCACUUCAAAUCACCAUUAAAGGGACAGUAUAGUCACCUGAAGAACUUUAGCUUAAUGAAGCAGUUUUGGUGUAUAGAAUAUGCCCCUGCAGCCUCACUGCUCAAUCCUCUGCCAUUUAGGAGUUAAAUCCCUUUGUUUAUGAACCCUCGUCACACACCUCCUUGCAUGUGACUUGCAUAGCCUUCCAUAAACACUUCCUGUAAAGAGAGCCCUAUUUAGGCUUUCUUUAUUGCAAGUUCUGUUUAAUUAAGAUUUUCUUAUCCCCUGCUAUGUUAAUAGCUUGCUAGACCCUGCAAGAGCCUCCUGUAUGUGAUUAAAGUUCAAUUUAGAGACUGAGAUACAAUUAUUUAAGGUAAAUUACAUCUGUUUGAAAGUGAAACCAGUUUUUUUUUUUCAUGCAGGCUCUGUCAAUCAUAGCCAGGGGAGGGGUGGCUAGGGCUGCAUAAACAAAAACAAAGUGAUUUAACUCCUAAAUGACAGUGAAUUGAGCAGUGAAAUUGCAGGGGAAUGAUCUAUACACUAAAACUGCUUUAUUUAGCUAAAGUAAUUUAGGUGACUAUAGUGUUCCUUUAACGUCUAAAUGGCUGAGAAUUGAGCAAUGAAACUGUGUGGACAUGAUCUAUACUCUAAAACCAAUCCAUUGAGCUAAAGUUGUUUUGGUGCUUAUAUUGUCCCUUUAACUCAUGUCCUUCAAAGAGGAUAAUAUCAGGGAGAAAUAUAGAUUUAAAUUUUGUACCAAUUAAUGCUUUCUUCCCCCAUUUUCCCAUUUCUUUGUUCUUUUGGCUCAACAGCUUUAUCAGAAAUGGUUGAAAGGAUGAAUUUAAUUGGAUUCGAUUUUUAAAGUAAAUUACGAGAGGAGCUGUAUGGGCAUUUACAUUUGCCAAUAUUCUUGUAGAAGUUACAUCUCAAAUAUUAAAAAAACAAAAAAACAAGCCCAUUUAAUAUUAUUUAUAUCCACAGAAUGAAAGACAAAUUCAAUGCCCAUUGCAUGGUGUGCCUGUCACUGCUCACCCCGCUGAUGUUAAUGAUUAAUAUUAUCAUACAGUUGGAACCAAAAAUAAAAAAGACAAACCACUUCUUACAGCAUCAGCAAUUGUUUGUGUAGUAGAGGAAAACAGACGAUCAGCACUUUAUUUGGGAGAUGCGUCAUAGUUCUUACCGUUAUCAGCUGCAAAACAAGCUAGUUCUCAACUGUGAUGCAAUAUUAGCAUACAGAUCGAUUAGUUGUCAAUUGACCAAUACUCUGUACAUCUCCAAAAGACAACACAAAAAAAGAUCUAACAUCUAAUAGCUGAAAAUACCAUUACUUGUACAGGAACACUCAGUGCACCAAUACAACUUAUUUGUAUUCCUACCGCUACAGUCCUGAUGCAUCCGGGAUGACGGGCUAAUCCUAUGUUCCACAAAGAGGAGGACUGGGGAAUGUAGGCACAUGCACCGCAGUCACUGCAAUGCACCUAUGAUUCCUUCAUAGUAUUCAUGUAUUGUAUAUGUAUCCAUUGUAUUAAUAGAUUCUCUAUAGCCGACAAAGGCACAAAGUUAAGCUUGAAGUUGCUAGGUACACUAGUAUCACCGGAAAAACGUACUGGAUGGGAAAAGAAAAGAGAUACACUCUAGGCCAAUUACAGCUGCCCAUUACAUUCCAGGCUUCUGCAACCAGGUCUAUGUAGUUUAUAAUAAACCCAUGUGAUGCGAGACAAGCACCAAAGAUACCUUGCAUUCUGCCAAGGAAGGUCUGUCUGUGAUAAAAAAUACACCAUUGCCUUUUUUCUAUGCUACAUAUCUGGUUAUUAAGGAGGGCCAUGUGGACUUAGAAUUAUCUGGAAAUGUCUUCAGAACAGGAGUGCUGGACCUCACAUAGUCAGUAUAGCCAUUAAAUUGGCUAUCAUUCACAUAGUCCCCCAACGGUGACUUUGCAGCUGGGUGUCCGGUGCCUGGGGGAUGCAGAGGGAGUGAGUUAUACUUGCCUAAACAUGUCUUUUGUGGCCUCCACUAGGCUGUUCUUGCAGGUCCUCUUCAGCUACUGGUGCUUCAGCUGCAGUCUAUGGAGGCUCCAGCAAGACUGCAAAAUGCUCCAUAGACAAUGCCUAGACAAAGUCGUCCAUAAUUUGUCGUAGAAAUAUAGAAUGUGACGGCAGAUAAGAACCAUUCGGCCAAAUUAUCUAAAUACGUUUAUUAGUCUCUUAUAUCUAGGAUAGCCUUACGUUUAACCCCUUAAGGACACAUGAUGUGUGACGUCAUGAUUCCCUUUUGUUCCAGAAGUUUGGUCCUUAAGGGGUUAAACUCCCUCACUGUGUUAACUUCUACCACUUUAACUGGAAGGCUUUUCCAUACAUCCACUACCCUCUCAGUCAAGUAAUACAUCCGGAUAUAAUUUUUAAGCUUUGCUCCCCUAAUUUAAGACUAUGUCCUCUUGUUGUGGUAGUUAUUCUUCUUUUAAAUAUAGUCUCCUUUACUGUGUUGAAUCCCUUGAUGUUUCAUUUUCCCUGGCUCGUCUUUCCUCCAAGCUGUACAUGUUAAGAUCCUUUAUCCUUUCCUGGUAAGUUUUAUCCUGCAAUCCAUGAACCAGAUUAGUCGCCUUUCUCUGAACUCUCUCCAAAAUAUUAAUAUCCUUGAUAUGGUAUCCAGUACUGCGUACAAUACUCCAAGCGAGGUCUCACCGGUGUUCUGUACAAUGGCAUGAGCACUUCCCUCUUUCUACUGCUAAUACAUCUGUCUAUACAACCAAGCACUCUGCUGGCAUUUCCUGCUGCUCUAUUACAUUGUCUGCCUACCUUUAAGCCAUCUGAAAUAAUCACCCCUAAAUCCCUUUCCUCAGAUGUUGAGGUUAGUAGGGUAUGAAAUAUUUGAUACUCUGCCCUUGGCUUUUUACAUCCAAGCUGCAUUAUCUUGCACUUAUUCACGUUAAAUGUCAGUUGCAACAACUCUGACCAUUUUUCUGGUUUACCCAAAUCAUUUGCCAUUUGGCUUAUCCCUCCUGGAACAUCAACCCUGUUACAUAUCUUAGUAUCAUCAGCAAAAAGACAUACCUUACCAUCAAGACCUUCAGCAAUAUCACUAAUAAAAAUAUUGAAGAGAAUGGAUCCAAGUACAGAUCCCUGAGGAACUGCACUAGUAACUAGACCAUGCUUCGAAUAUACUCUGUUGACUACAACCCUCUGUUGCCUGUCCCUCAGCCACUGUCUAACCUAUUCAAUAUUGGAAUCCAAACUCAACGAUUGCAGGUUAUUGAUAAGCCUUCUAUGUGCAACUGUGUCAAAAGCCUUACUGAAAUCUAGGUAAGCAAUGUCUACUGCACCACCCUGAUUAUUUUAGUUACCCAAGCAAAAAAAAUCAAUCAGAUUAGUUUGGCAUGAUCUCCCUGAAGUAAACCCAUGUUGUAGCGGAUCUCGAAUUCCUUAUGAUUUUAGAUGUUAAACAAUCCUAUCUUAGUAUAGUAAAUCAUAGUAUAUAUGGUAAUUACAUCUGAAUUUCAGUGAAAUUCUAACAGUCAAUGUGAGUACUUAAUAAAGAUUGUAUCUUUUUGCAUGAUAAAA
This is a messenger RNA of Pelobates cultripes (western spadefoot toad), 32416 nucleotides long. The record is from the annotation of a GenBank genome assembly. Lineage: Eukaryota; Metazoa; Chordata; Amphibia; Anura; Pelobatidae.